AUGCAGAUUUUUCACUUGGUAUUUGGCUGUACUUUACUCAAUAUUCUGAAGAUGAGCUUAUCAAAAAAAUUCAUUCAACAGCUUAUUGUGUUUGACAUUUUCGUCGCGCUGUCAGUCAACUAUGGUGUUGUGUUCAAUUCAGGGGUUGGUGAUGGGAAUAUCAAGUGCCUCCAAACAGAGAAAGAAGCUCUUCUUAGUUUCAAACAGGAGUUGUUAGACGUCUGUGGACGACUUUCCUCUUGGGGAAAUGAAGGAUUCAAUCAAGAUUGUGCACAUGGAGAGGUGUCCAUUGUGAUAAUCAAACCAGUAAUGUCAUCAGACUUGAUCUUCAUGGCCCCUCCGGUGGCAAUGCAUCCGUUUCCAUUGCACCGAGGCAUACCAGACUUUCUUGGUUCUCUGAGUAAGUUGGAAUACCUCAACUUAUCUUGUGUUGGUGAUGAUUUUACAAUAGUUCCUCCUAAUCUUGUCAAUCUUUCUAGCUUAAACACCCUUGAUUUGAGCUAUAAUGAUUUCUUAUCUGUGAAUAACCUCGAGUGGAUUUCACGUCUUCAUCAAUUGAGAUACCUUGCCAUAGGUUACGUUAAUAAUCUGAAUAAUUCUGUAUAUACCUGGCUGUUUAACUUAAGCAAUCUGACUCACCUUGAUCUCUCUGGUAAUGCUUUAUAUGGUCCAAUUCCUGAUGCUUUUUGGAAUAUGAAAUCCUUACAACACCUUGAUCUGUCUCGAAAUGAACUUGGAGGUGGCUUCUCUAGAUGCCUUGGAAACAGUAGUAAUUUGAAAUUGUUACGACUAUCUUCUAAUAAUUUAGAUGGACAGCUACCCGAGAUAAUGAAAAACUUGUCAUGCGUGUCAGAUUCUCUGGAGUACCUGAACCUAGAAGAGAAUCACAUUGGUGGUUCACGCACUGAUAUUGUUGCAAAAAUAGUGGGAUCAGUUCCUGAUCUUUUUCUGUUGUCUUCGUUGAGGGAAUUAUAUCUUUCACAUAAUCAGUUAACUGGUGUAACGGAGAGUAUUGGACGCGUUUCCAAACUUGAGAAGUUGUACCUUGAUUCCAAUCAGCUUGAAGGCACAAUAUCUGAAGCUCAUCUGUUCAAGCUUAAACAAUUACAUUGGAUACCCCCUUUUCAGUUGGAUCUCAAUCGUUUUACCCACUGCAAAUUGGGUCCUCAAUUCCCAAACUGGCUGCAGAAUCAGAACAACAUUUCCAAGCUUGAUUUUUCAGCCUCUGGAAUUUCGGAUGACGUUCCUAGUUGGUUCUGGGAGCAGUUUCCUGGGAUGAGCUUCUGA
Solanum dulcamara is the source of this 1287-nucleotide messenger RNA. Its product is annotated as receptor-like protein EIX1. Gene Ontology annotation, molecular function: protein binding. The record is from RefSeq and is a predicted model, not a curated record. Bases 1 to 1287 code for a protein of 428 amino acids. Lineage: Eukaryota; Viridiplantae; Streptophyta; Magnoliopsida; Solanales; Solanaceae. The transcript is spliced from 4 exons.